Messenger RNA from Lasiodiplodia theobromae, 540 nucleotides. RefSeq lists its product as uncharacterized. NCBI's taxonomy places the organism in Eukaryota, Fungi, Ascomycota, Dothideomycetes, Botryosphaeriales, Botryosphaeriaceae. The record is from RefSeq and is a predicted model, not a curated record. The transcript has a single exon. Bases 1 to 540 code for a protein of 179 amino acids.
AUGCCCAUCGAUUGGAAGUCGCAAGACAGCUAUCAGCGGCUACUCGCCGCGCUGGUCGCGGCCAACGACAACAGCAUAGACUACAAGAAGGUCGCCUACUACUUCGGCCAGGGCGCGACAUACGACUCGAUCGAAGGCCGUUUCCGCAUCGCGAAGCGUAUGGCCAACGAACUCAAGCGCGAGGCCGAGGAGGAAGGCCGCCAGAUGCCGACCAGCCGGGUACGCAGCACCAACAGCACGCCGCGCAAGCCCAAAGCGCAGCGGCCCGCGAACAACGCCGAGUCGUCGCAGCACUCGGUCCAGUCCGGCCGCAUUGAAAAGUCAACGCCCUCGAGGAGGAACCGCAACGGCGGCAGCAACCCGGCACCGGCCAAAACGCCCGCGAGGCAAGAGCCUGAACCGCAGACGCCAAGGUCGAUGGAAGCGCCCGAGGACAGCCAGCGGCUCUCGCAGGACCCCUUCGAAAAGGCAUUCCAGCAUAGCUUUGAUGACGCUCUGCAGCGAUCAUUCUUCUUCGACGACUUUGACGAUGCCGUCUGA